ACGGCGGUCAUUAAACCUGUCCUUCCUCUUCCUUCAUCUCAGCUGGCCUGGUCUUUGCUGUCGCGUCCCCUUUCUUCUUCCUUUCCACUCUUUCAUCGACGUACAAAACCCCUGUUCAAGUUCUUGUGUCUGUCUGCGAUCACGAUGUUCAAUCCGGAGUCACUUUGCGGUCAUCAGCGCUUUGCGCUCAGCGGCUCGCCCUCGACCUGCGCCCUUGAUGUCGUUAUAGUACCGAUUCCGUCCAUCCUCUUCAUUCUCGGUUCCGGGGUGAUUCUCCUCAAGUCUGGAAGGUCCCUGUGGCACCCGCAGGUUGCCGGCGGCCUACCCAAGUGGCUCCAUAUUCUCUACGCAGCGCUCGUGUUCGCCGCGUUUGGCAUGGGCGUGUUGGAAAUCGCGCGGGACAUCGCUGCGGACUUUGGCGUCGGCUUGCUGCCUAUAGAUCUAAUUGCUGUAGCGUUCGCUUUCUUGCUGCUGGCUGUCAAAGGCCGCAGGAGGUCCUCAACGAUCAGCCUCCUGUUGGUCGUGUAUUGGGCGCUGUACGCCAUCGUAGCCGUAGUCAAGGUUGCUCGCCUGCACCUUCUGGAGACGGAGAACCCGACGACGAUGAAGAACUCGAACUACCCAAGCUCCGAUUUGUUCCUGGAUAACGCAGUCAUGCUCGGGUUGUACAUUUCCUUCACGAUAUUCGAGAUGACCCAGCUCUUCUUGGUACGAGGUAUUGAGGACAAGGUGAUCAAGUUUGGCGCCAUUCCGACCAAGGUCUAAGCCACUGGCAACUGUGUGCAAUCGGAUUCAUUGCACUCGCGACGCGCACGGCGUUCUCGAUUAUGGAUGGUUGUAUACUACUACUGGCCUGGUGUAUCAGUAUAAUAUUGUGUACGUGCUUGUAUGUCCAGGAGGAAUAUACGCUGCAGCAUGUGGAACAACC
Punctularia strigosozonata HHB-11173 SS5 is the source of this 928-nucleotide messenger RNA. RefSeq lists its product as uncharacterized. The record is from RefSeq and is a predicted model, not a curated record. The transcript has 4 exons. NCBI's taxonomy places the organism in Eukaryota, Fungi, Basidiomycota, Agaricomycetes, Corticiales, Punctulariaceae. The coding region runs from base 145 to 765 and encodes 206 amino acids.